Molecule: messenger RNA, 1407 nt
Organism: Trichoderma citrinoviride
Lineage: Eukaryota; Fungi; Ascomycota; Sordariomycetes; Hypocreales; Hypocreaceae
Exons: 4
Coding region: 1-1407 (468 amino acids)
Source: RefSeq, a predicted model, not a curated record
AUGUUGCCAAUACGGGCACCAGGCAUUAACACCUCUUCCAUUGACAAUGCGAUCUACAGGACGCGCAUCAGCCGCAAGCCUCUUGAAUUCGUCACGGUAUCACCCGCGAAUGAGAAGGAUGGCAAAGGCAUAUCCAAGGUCGUUCGCACACAGGUCAUGAAGGACUACUUCUGGAAGCAACGGAACCCAGAGAAUCCUGAUUUGAUACCAACCGAUCAACCGACGAACCCGUCGCAGUACAAGGGGAGAUUCCGCCUCAACGCACGGCCGAACAAGUCAAAGUCGAAACCAAUUUCCAGGAAGACAAAAGGUCGCGAUAGGGCUUCCGAUGACGCCGCCAUUCGAGCGCAAAAAGGGCGUAUCGUGAUGCCCAGGGGCCCAAUUACUGAUCCCAACAUCUAUGAUCCGGAUGGCUUUUUUGCAAGCACACCUGUGGCUUUGCUGGGCGGGAGCCUCGAUCCUUUCAACUCGUUUGCUCUCAAACUAAAACCGGAGAGCCUGAAGUUGAUAUACUACUAUAAGCAAAGCUACUCCAGAGACUUUCUCGAUCUCAACGUAGGAGGCGGCUACUGCCUCUUCGACGCCCGAGAGCACCGCGCCCUCUUUCACUCCAUUUUAUAUCUCGUCGCCCUUGACUUCAACCUCCGACGCGGUUUAACGGAUGAUCUGGGAUGUCUCUAUCAUUCAUCGGAAGCAUUUCGUUUGAUCAACGAGCGAAUUCGGAACGGCGAUAUUGAAGAUGCUACGAUCGCGGCGGUUGCUCUGAUUGCUUCGAAAGAGUUCCCAUACGUGCCGCUCUCCACGAGUCUUCGAGACACUUCAUUAUUACCCGAUACUCUCCAGUCGGCGGAGAGUGCUUCCUUGCAGAGGCUUCCUAGCGUUGAGCAGCAGCUCAUGUCCAUCGUGCAAUCUCUCCACAAAAUCUCCGCCGCAAAAGACGCCAAUGCGCACAAGAACGAAGCAAGCCGCGUGUACGACGUCGAAUACAGGCUCCAUCUGCUACAGGCUCAGGUUUCUCACGACAACCUCACCCCAAACCAUAUGUCUCCUCUGUGUGUAGCACUCAACAUCUACCUCUAUCUGGCAAUCCGAGAGCUCCCCGCCAGAGCCCAACUUAUGCGGCAGUUGAUCGAUCGGCUGCAAACUUGGCUCAAGGCCGGAUCAACAAACCAAAUCACUUCGUCGGAUAGUCGAAAUCAAAACUGGAUGUUGUGGAUGCUCUUCAUCGGAUACGGAGCAGCAUUAGAAAAUGGCAGACAAGAGUGGUUCACGCAAGCUCUCCAGUCAGUCUACAUCCAGGCCCGGUGUCGAGAUAUAGAGCAGCUUCACGGCACCCUGAAGAAUGUCCUGUGGCAAGAUUCCUGGUGCGAGCAUUACUUCAAUAAGUUAAGAGGAGAGCUUGCGUGA